AAAAAAUUAAUUUAGUAUUAAAUAAAAAAAUUUACACCAUUUUUCUUUACAACGAAAAAAAAAAUAAUUAAUUGAUUGUUAAAAAAAUUUUGAAUAUAAAAAUCAAUAAUUAAUUUUAUUUUCGGGCGAAACUAAACUAUAAAAAACUACAAUCAAUUGAUAAUAAUAAUAAUAAUGACUAGCAUUGCCAAACCCAUACAGUUAUUGUCUAUAUUGUCGGUCAUAUCCAUACUGUUUGUUUGGACGAUGACUACUGUCCAGCCUAUCAGUGCCGGCACCGGUCCUAAAGAGUUUACAUCGAGCAGUGGCCGCCAUUUUGUGGCCGUCGAUAUCAAGUCACCCGAUGUCCUCCAAGCUCUGCAAGCAGUCAUGACUGCCGGUACAGUACCGGCAAUGUCCGACCCGAACUGGCACAACGGUUUGGUAUCCAUCUAUGAUUGCUAUCUGCAUACCAGUCCCGAACUGACCCGCUAUUUGCUAACCUUACGAUUGUAUGGCUAUCACAAAUGUACCGAAACUGAUGGCCCGAAUGUUCAUCGGACGGACAAAGGAUGUUUACAUCCAGCAACUGAUUGUACCACAAAUAUUAUGAAACAGGGAUCGGACUAUAAAUACGAGACCAUGAGCUGCGCACCGGCAGUUGUUUAUAACUAACAAUGAAAAUAAAUAAUUUGAAAAAUAAAUAAAUAAAUACUAAUUUAAAAUUUUUUUUUUAACAACAACAACAACAAAAUUUUCAAAUAAUUCA
This is a messenger RNA of Oppia nitens, 748 nucleotides long. RefSeq lists its product as uncharacterized. The transcript is spliced from 2 exons. Lineage: Eukaryota; Metazoa; Arthropoda; Arachnida; Sarcoptiformes; Oppiidae. The record is from RefSeq and is a predicted model, not a curated record. The coding region runs from base 175 to 654 and encodes 159 amino acids.